GCUCUGCAAGGCUGAAAGACGGCGGGGGCUCAUGGCUAGGAAGGGGGACUUCUCCGCCUCUCCUUACGGUGAACCAAGGAAAUUUGAUCCAAAGUUCAGCGGACCUAUUCACAACAGGCAUUGUACAGAUGUUCUGUGUUGUGUUAUCUUCGUUGUGGUCAUCCUCAGUUACAUUGCUUUAGGAAUUGUGGCCUGGGUACAUGGUGACCCCAGAAAAGUGGCUUAUCCAACUGACAGCUUUGGGCAGUUUUGCGGUCAAAAGGACACACCUAAUGAGAACAAGACAAUUUUGUUUUACUUUAACAUUCUGAAAUGUGCCAGCCCUAUAGUGCUAAUAAACCUACAGUGCCCUACAACACAGCUUUGCGUGUCAAAGUGCCCAGACAGGUUUGCAACCUAUAUAGAAAUGCAAUCUUCCUACAGAAAUUAUUGGGAGUACUACAGACAGUUUUGCAAGCCUGGCUUUAAUAAGCCACGAAAGUCUGUGGCCCAAGUAAUGCGUGAUGAAGAUUGUCCCUCCAUGAUCAUUCCAAGUCGGCCUUUUCUGAAGAGAUGCUUCCCUGAUUUCUCCACUAAAAAUGGUGUACUCACUGUGGCCAAUAAAACUACUUUCAGAGAUGGAAGAGGAAAAACAAGGAAUGUAACUGAUCUCAGGGAAGCUGCAAAUGGCAUCAAUAAUGUUCUUGAUUCAAGAUCAGUUGGGAUGAAAAUUUUUGAAGACUAUUCCAGUUCUUGGUAUUGGAUCUUAAUAGGUCUGUUUAUUGCAAUGGUUGUCAGCUUGUUCUUCCUUGUGCUUUUGAGGUUCAUAGCAGGGAUUCUCUUCUGGAUUUUCAUCUUUGGUGUAAUUGGGAUAAUUGGAUAUGGUAUCUGGCAUUGCUACUGGGAAUAUCACCAUCUUCAUGGAGUACCUGGCUCUGACCUUACUGUUUAUGAUAUUGGAUUCCAGACAGAUUUCAGGGUAUAUCUACAAUUGAAGCAAACAUGGUUAACAUUUAUGAUACUACUUUGCAUAGUGGAAGUUGUCAUUACACUCAUGUUAAUAUUUCUGAGAAACCGAAUCCAGAUCGCCAUUGCACUUUUGAAGGAAGGUAGCAGGGCUAUUGGCUACAUCAUGUCUACAUUAUUUUAUCCAGUCAUCACCUUCAUUCUUAUUGCUAUCUGCAUUUCUUACUGGGCAGUGACAGCUGUCUUCCUGGCAACAUCAGGGGAACCUGUAUACAAAGUCAUGGCUGAUCAAAGCCUAUGCAUAUAUACAAAUAUGACCUGUUACCCAGAGACUUUCAACACCACCAAUGUGACCAAGCUAUGUCCAGGAGCCCAGUGUACUUUUGCUUUCUAUGGAGGAGAAAGCUUGUACCACAGAUACAUCUUAGUCCUUCAAAUCAUCAAUGUGUUUGUCUUUCUUUGGCUGGUAAAUUUUGCAAUUGCACUGGGUCAGUGUACCCUUGCUGGUGCCUUUGCCUCUUACUACUGGGCCUUUAGGAAACCUGCUGACAUUCCACCAUGCCCGCUCUUUUCUUCAUUUGGACGAGCAAUACGAUAUCAUACAGGUUCCCUAGCAUUUGGCUCUUUAAUUCUUGCAGUAAUCCAGCUGAUUAGGGUCAUGCUGGAAUACCUGGAUCACAAACUCAAAGGCUCACAGAAUGCCUUUGCUAAAUUCCUACUUUGCUGCCUUAAAUGCUGUUUUUGGUGCUUGGAAAAAUUCCUCAAAUUUAUCAACAGAAAUGCCUACAUCAUGAUUGCAAUGUAUGGCAAAAACUUCUGUACAUCAGCAAGGGACGCUUUCUUUCUCCUCAUGAGAAACGUGGUGAGAGUUGCAGUUCUGGAUAAAGUGACAGACUUCUUACUGUUCCUGGGGAAAAUUCUUGUUGCUGGAGGUGUGGGUGUCUUAGCCUUUUUUUUCUUCACACAUAAGAUACCAGCAUUCACACAAGAAGCACCAUCACUGAAUUACUACUGGGUCCCGCUCUUGACUGUCAUAAUAGGAGCUUAUCUAGUUGCACAUGGCUUCUUCAGUGUCUAUGCAAUGUGUGUUGACACACUUUUUCUCUGCUUCUGUGAAGACUUGGAAAGGAAUGAUGGAUCUACAUCAAAACCCUACUACAUGUCAGCUAGUCUACAUCGAAUUUUGGGGAAGAAGGAACUGAGUCCUAAAAAGUUAAUGGCAUAAUGCUCCGAAAAUAUGAAAAAGGCAACAGUGUCAUUUUAAAUUUUUAAAAAGACACAUAUACAAGGCUACGGUAUGGUUUUUAAAGAGUGCCUAUGGGAAAGUGUAAAUAUGAAGCUUUUUAAAUCUUUAGUUCUUAGUGCUUUAAUAACUUUUCUAACUUGAGAUUUUGCUGUUUGAAAUGACAGUCAUUUUGAUAACCUUUUAAUAGGGUGUAUAUUUAUAAAGGAUAUUCAGACAAUUUCUGAAAGGACUACCAUGUAUCCUAAUUAGCCAUAAACUGAUGAAAACUAUAGAUAACCAGCAGAUGAUCUUAAAUUUGUAAUUAUGGUGCUAUGGCUGUAUUUUUAGUAUACAUGCUGGUUGACAGCUACUUAAACUGUGGUUAAAAUGUAUUAAGAGACCCCUAAGAAGGUUGUCACAUUGCUGUGCCAGUCAACUGCAUGACAAAUGGCAUGUGUUAAUAAAGAGAGAGCUUAGUAUCAUGCUGAUUUAUCUCAGAGGUGGUAAGGAAAGAGGAGAAAUUUUUUUAAUUGCUUACAAAUAGAGUGAUGCUAUUAAUGAUAAACCCAUUAAAGAAGAGUAUUAUACCAACAUAUGGGUGAAAAGAGUGGGGAGAAUCUAUUCCAAAUGACAGCCUUUAGUUUCUGUCUGAUGUCACUGUCAUUGCAAAAUUUUGCUAAGUGGUACUACUUAAGACUACUAUGAUAUUUAGGCAUUGGCUAUUUUUUUUUCAUGCAAAAUUCUAUAGUCUUGCUUCAGUUGAUAAUUGACUAGAAUGCUCAUUCAUAUUGCAUAUGUCUCUCUCCUAUUUUGUCUGCAUGAAAAAUGAUCAGAUAUUCACCUAAACAGUGCAAAAGAUGUUUCAGGACUACCUAAGUCCAACAUCUCUUAACUCACUGUCUACAUUGGCAGCAGCUGAAGGUCGCAAAGCAGAACAAGAGAAAAUCUUUGAAGGUCAGCCCCGGGAGUUAGAUCAGCUUUCCCUCACCUUGUGCUUUCUGAAGGUAUUAGGCCACAACUGACCCCACUUUCCCGCAUGCAAGCAGAUUUUUUUCUCCUGGGAAAACAAAAUCAUGCCAUUUGUUAUGGUUAUGGACUCAACAAUAGAAAUACCACCUAGGUAUUGAAUUAAAGAUUUCCGCUUCUCUUUGGAUAUAUGCACCAUCCUGAGUUAUUGGUCACUUACUGUUCUAUAAUAGCCAAAAUAUAUUGUUCCAAAUUCUGCUGUAGCUCUGAGCACGUGGUCUCCCACUCCUCCAAGCUGAUAGUUUUUUCACAUCCAGAGAUGUAUCCAACCACAUAAGGGUUCAGCUGAGCAUCACCGUGCAAAAAGGGAUGAACACUAGCAAUAUAUGCAGAUGACUACUUAUGUUAGAGCAUCAAGCAUGCUUUUUUCUGAGCCUACAAGUGCAACCAAACUCAACGAAAUAACUUGCUUUCAAUUGAUCAGGCUUUAAGAUUUGGCAUACCGGCAUAUUUAAGAUUGGGUGUGGCAUCAGUUAUGCCAGCAGUGUAUACUGAGGAUGACACUCUACUGGCAACACGAAUGAUCUGAAGUAUUUCAGAUCAAAGCUAUUUCUGUUAAAACAAUUGAGAAAAACUGUGAAAAUGCAAAGCACUAAAAUUUGGCAUUUAUUCAUCUGCAAUGUAUCAGUUGAAUUAUUACAAAGAAUAACUCUGAUAGAUAAAAUCCCUGAAUAUCUUUCUAAGAUAUGAAUGAGCAUUAAAUAACUAGGUAAUAAUUUAUUUUUGGAAGAAAAAAACUUUUGAACUUGAUUGAUAUGUUUCUAAAUCCUUGGUCCAAAUCCUGCUGUUCAUAAUAAUGCUAGUUUUAUGCAUAGCACACUUUAACAUAAAACUAAAACUUGAUAAAAUGUACUUCCUUGCUUUGUCAAUGAAUCAUUUGGAUGAAUCAUUUCGUACUGAGAUGAUACAUUUUAAAUAGGCUUGGAUCCUGCACUCAUUCUAGUCAAAGGCAAGGAAAAAUGCCUUCUUGAUUGAACUGGUGCAGAAUCUAGCCCAUAUAAUGACGAAGGGCUGCUUAGAUUAUUGCAUCAAUGUUUACAGUUUAGUAAAUGCCAAACCAUUUAGUAUUUAAUAUAUACUGAGGCUUUUGCUGUUGUGCACAAAGGACCAGCAGGUGGCAGAAAUGCUUUCAUAUUACAUUGGUUUGAUUGUUUGCUCUCUGCCUUUCUUCCUCCUAUUGAAAGAUUUAGAAAAUCUUGAAGGCUGCACUGAAAGACCUUAUUACAUGAUUAAAUCUCUGCUGAAGAUCCUGAAUAAGUAGAACAUGUAAACCAAGAGUCAAUAACAUGCCCACUGUCCUAACCAUAAUCAUAUUGUUUUGAGGCAGUUUCUUCAAUACAUUUUUGACUGUGAGCUUUUAUUUGCGCAUGUUUUAUACCAAAGCAAUCGUAUGUAUGAAGCCAUCAAAGUUUGUAAUACUGUUUUAAAAAUUCCUGCAAAACAUACAGGCCCACAAAACCAAUGGGAACAUUUUUAUACUGAGAUUUUCAAAUUCCUCCAUUUUGCCUUUAAUUCUUGUGACUUGAAUGUUUUGAAGUGAAGAAGUAUUAAAAUGUUAGUUCGUUUCUAAAAAAAGGAAAAAGAAUUCUUACUGUUGCAGACUUUGCUCUAGGUGGAUAAACAGAUUUCCUGAUCCUCUCCCCCCACUUGUUCAGUGGUGACAAGUUUCUAGGGGGCCUGAACCCACCCACCCCAGCUCAGUUUAAAGUCUUCCGGACAAAGCUCGCUAGAGCAUUU
This is a messenger RNA of Varanus komodoensis (Komodo dragon), 4933 nucleotides long. RefSeq names its product solute carrier family 44 member 5 (gene SLC44A5). NCBI's taxonomy places the organism in Eukaryota, Metazoa, Chordata, Lepidosauria, Squamata, Varanidae. Gene Ontology annotation, biological process: transmembrane transport. The transcript has 22 exons. Bases 32 to 2170 code for a protein of 712 amino acids. Gene Ontology annotation, molecular function: transmembrane transporter activity. Gene Ontology annotation, cellular component: membrane. The record is from RefSeq and is a predicted model, not a curated record.